This is a messenger RNA of Daphnia pulicaria, 4920 nucleotides long. RefSeq names its product meiosis regulator and mRNA stability factor 1-like (gene Marf1). Lineage: Eukaryota; Metazoa; Arthropoda; Branchiopoda; Diplostraca; Daphniidae. Gene Ontology annotation, molecular function: mRNA base-pairing post-transcriptional repressor activity; CCR4-NOT complex binding; RNA nuclease activity. Bases 272 to 4579 code for a protein of 1435 amino acids. Gene Ontology annotation, biological process: post-transcriptional gene silencing. The record is from RefSeq and is a predicted model, not a curated record. The transcript is spliced from 27 exons. Gene Ontology annotation, cellular component: cytoplasm; peroxisome.
UUUUGACCACGCUCAUGAGUUAAAACUCAAAACACAAGACAUUCAAUGAGCUCAAGAGCCAAACCUCAAACAAUAAUAAGCCAAUGCCAAUGCCAGAAAAUUUCUUGUUUUCUUUUUUAUCUGCAAUAAUAACUCAAUUUUUAAUUUGUUGAAGUAUCAUGUGAUGUGGAAGUGUAGAUGAAUGAAAUUUGUCUGAGCUGAACUGUUCUGAGCUCAAGGUUGAAGGUCCCAUAUGUAACCUCAUCAGUCAUCACCUUCAAUCAACCUACAAAUGUACAAUUUAAUGAUGGAAAGAAGUAGAAGCGAAAUGCCAGCUUGGACUGAAGCAAAAUCUAUUUCAUCUUGCUUUCUUUGUGGUUCAUUUUCUAAGGUUCCAUGUACUCCUAUUGGUAUUUUCUGGGAUAUAGAAAAUGUUAGAUUACCCAACUGUUACCAUGGAAUGGCAGUUGUAGAAGCCAUAAGACAACGAUUUUUAGUGAAUUAUCGAGAAGCUGAAUUUUUAGUUGUUUGUGAUGUUAAUAAAGAAAAAAAGGAAUUGAUCACCAAUUUAAACAAUGCUCAGGUCACUGUGGUACAUGUCAGCAGUACACACAAGAACGCCUGCGACGAAAAGCUGAGACAAACUAUGAGGCGUUUUGCGGACAAUAUUGGAACCCCGUGUGCCAUAAUGCUCAUAACCUCCGAUGUAAAUUUUACUACAGAUCUUUGUGAUUUUAAGAAUCGUAAAAAUAUUCAUAUCAUCCUUCUUCAUCAGAUAUUAGUAUCUGAGGCCUUGUUGUUAUGCUCCAAUGAGCACUAUUUGUUUGAUGAUAUUUUGGAAGAUGUACCUUUUUUGGUAGAUGCAAACAAGGAAAACACCGAUGCCGUAUAUUUGAACGUUUUAAAUUUACCGCAUUUUGUUCCACCAUCCCAAAUACGCCAGAGGGUUCAACAAAUAGCAGGAAACUGUGGGGGGAAAAUGGUUCAGCUGGCAGGUGGCCGAGGCAUCGUUCGUUUCAAUGGUACUGUUGCGGCUCAAAGAGCUCUGUUGCGGAUGGAAGGUGAAGACGUUUUUGGCAGAAAAAUAUCUGUACAGUUUCCACCACUUCAACCUAGUGCCGGUUCUCGCAUGCAGCCCAACGACCUGCUCGUCGUUCAUCAUCAUUCUAAGGAAAUGAUUGAAGGAGCAUGUAAGCGCCAUUUUACACCUUUCCCUCCUCCACCUAACCCAGCCAAAGUGGCGCCUCCACGGCUCUUAAAUCUUCGUCCACGUUGCGACAAUGGAGAAGAGAAGGAAACUGUGCCCAGCUAUGAAGAACUCUGCACUGAACUGGCUGAUCAACCCAGUGUGGACGAUACUUUUCAUCGUGCCGUAUUAGACGCUGAUGGGCCCAACAGGUGGGACUAUUACCGAACCCCCUCGGAAUAUCUAGUCGAGAAAACUCCUCAGGGCCAUCGAAGGAUACGUGGUAACCACAAAGCCCAACACCAAUCGCCGUUCAAAAGUCAAGAAAAUCAUGCCCAUGACAAGGACGAAAAUCGUGCUGCCUACAUUCCGUUUCCUGCUCCAGCCACUGAAAAUCUCAAACCUGUCUUUGCCUCAACACCUUCACAGCCAUCGUUGUCACCCGUGCAGCCUCCCGCCUAUACGUCAAACACUGUAUCUGCUAUUGCCGUCGAUCUACACGUUACUAAUUUAGACCAAAGCAUCGGUGCAAAGGAGAUGAAGACGCUCAUAUCCUCUGUUUUCAAGCAGCACGUCAUGGUCAUGAAUGUUACUGUUCAUCUUCAGAAUGAUGGUCAUCUUGCGGCCAUAGUGCGCGUGCCAUCCAUUCAGGAUGCCCAGUAUUGCGUUUCCCAGCUUCAUCGACGCAAAUUAGGAAGCAAGCGAAUUAUGAUUGCCUACGAUCAGAAUAGCCAUGGCUUGGGGUCGGGAAGAAGUGUGCCAACACCUCUUCAAAUCAGAGCUCAAGUAAAUGCGCUUCUCGCCGAAAUACCUCAACGUCGUCUUCCACUUUUCAAAUUCCGUGAGUUGUAUGAACAACGCUACACUACAUCGGUGAGUUUAGCAGACCUUCAUCGACUUCGCGAUAUUUUGCAUGUCACAGACGACGUCCAUGGAAGAUGUGUAGUUUUUCUACAAAAUCAAUAUCAACCUUCUAAAGUACAUCAGUUUAGUGGCGAACAGUUUACUAGAGAUGUAAUCUCCGUAUCCCGAAGUAGUUCUUCAAUUUCCGAGCCUGAACUUUCGGUGGCCGAAAUGCCACGUUGUCCUCUUCACGAUUGUAUUCCAAACAAUGUUUCCCAUGGCUGGGCCGAGCCAGAACCUUCACCGGAACUUCCGUUGGUAUACUCUACACUUCAUCAAAUUGCACUUCACACUCACUGUUUGUUGCAGUCACACGGAGGCACUAUUCCAUUGGCCAGUUUGGCACGCUGUUUUGAAAUAGAAAUGGGUGGCCUGAAUGUAAAUGAAGAGAAAGGAGUACCACUGGAACAUCUCAUCUCAUGUGUAAAAGGAGUGGGCAUAGUUUCUGUAGCUGGCCACAAACGAUUACAGUGGUCAGGAAAAAACGAUCAGUUGCAAGAUAAUGAGCCCUUACAAUCGCUGAAUCCGUCCUUGCUUCCUCAGAUGUCACUUCUCUGUCGAGAACUUGUAGAUUUAUUGAAAAUGGCUCCACAAUCUCGUAUUCCUUUUUCCAAGUUCAUUCCAGCUUAUCACCAUCAUUUUGGUCGCCAAUGUCGAGUAGCUGAUUACGGAUAUACCCGUCUUAUUGAUUUGCUAGAAUCUUUAUCUCAUGUUGUUCAGAUUUUAGGAGAAGGUACAAGACGACAUGUCACUCUUAGCCACAAAGCACAGAUGAAACGUUUUACAUCCGAUUUAUUACGAAACUUGAAAGCCCAAGCCAGUAAACAGAUGAGCGUUUCGAUCUUCGCAACCCUUUAUGAAAAGACACUUGGCCGUCCCUUCGAUCCCAGAGACUAUGGACUUUGCCAUCUCAGUGAUCUCUUAUCGCAAGUUGCAGAAGCUUCAGUAGUCGUGAUGACCACGGCUGAGGGAGAAGAAAUAAUCGCCUUACCGAAGCGCGAACAGACAUUAGAGGAAAUGGAGCGUACUAAGCAAUUUGCAGUUGAGGUUGUCGAAUUGUUGAAGCAUGCUCCACAAUGUAAACUAGACUUUGCUAAAUUUAUACCUGCCUAUCACCAUCACUUUGGUAGGCAGUGCCGCGUUUCAGACUACGGUUGCCAAAAGCUUGUAGAACUUUUCGAGACGAUUCCGGAAACUGUUCAGGUUUUUGAGAUGGAUAAUGAAAUAGAAAAGUAUGUACAGUUGACCAUGAAACAACGUUUGAAGAUUUUAUCCGAGCAAGUUACAUCUUUGGUUCGCAAUCAUUCUGCGCAUCAACCCUUGUUGCUUAACUAUUUGCCAGAGGCAUUUCGCAUCCAUUACGGCUUUGCUUUAAGACCUGAGCAAUAUAAUGCUGUAAGCUUAGAUGAACUUGUUGGAAAACUAAGGAACCAUGUUCAGGUUGUUUAUUCAGAGAGGGGAGCCGAAUUAUCAUUGAUUGAUCAAAACAGCCUUUCAAAUUCCAAAUUCCGAGUAGUUACUAUUCUUUAUCCAGUAAUUGAUGGGUCAAUGCCAUUACACAAGCUACUCGAAAAGUACAAAGAGAUGAAUGGUCAUGAGUGUCCACAUAGCUUUCUCACUGAUUACAUGGAGGAUAUAGUAAUAGUUGAUAGUGAGAGUAAAACAGAACCAAUCGUCCGGUUUGUUCCUAUCAUGUUGUUUUCACGUCAAGUUCACUUACUUUUGAAUGAAAAUGGAGGGCGUCUGUUGUUUGCUAACUUCGAGUCCAGUUAUUUGGAGCGGUUUGGAGUCCAAUGUCGACCCUCGACCUAUGGCCAAUCGAGCAUCAUGUCUCUUUUACAAUCCAUUCGUCAUUUGGUCGUAAUUCGCGGAAAGGGACCUAGACGUGUAUUAACACUCCACAGAGAAAUGGCAGGUUUGAUCCCCCCUUCCGUAGCGCAAGCACCGAAACCAUCAUGGAUCAAACCUCCAGCUCACUGGCUAAUUUCACCGGAAGAAAAAAUAAUUUCUCGUCAAGAAGAUAAAAGUCCUGAUAAAGAAGGGAUAUAUGAAGAUCUCAAACAAUUUUUCAACUCGGCCCCUGCUUCUUCUGUUAUGUUCGCUCCUGUCCCGACUUUUAUUCCUUCGGUAUCUUGGAGUCCGAUAUGGGGCAUGGCUAUGGGCAUCCCUUUAAGCGUGUCGCCGACGUACGUUUCUAACACAAGCUUCUCCCCGAACUGGAAUGCCAGUGGUACAACAUCAAAUUACCCGUGCAAUUACUGGUUUACCGCAUGGCAUACUCCAUGUACUUUUCCUGUACCCGUUACUCCUGUGCCUAGUUUUACUUUAACUGGAGCAUCGGUGGAAGAAAUCGAAGAAACAACUUCUGGCCCAGGAAUUCCUCCUCCCGCGUCAGUACUUCCACGGCCAUCGCUGAUCAUGGCGUCUCAUGUUGACAAAACACCAAAAAGUCCCGUGAAAAGUAGAAUUGCUGCACAAUUCCGUACUCCAGCAAUCAAACCCCUUAACUAGCUGAGAUCUACAUUGAUUUGGUUUCAUUGAUAAGAACUGUCUAGUUUCUAGUAUGUCGCAGUCGAUAAAGAAAAUGCCAAGUUUGCUUGGCAUUUUGCAUAUAUAUUGAUUUUUUAGUGAAGCUAAAAGUAGUAUAAAAAUGUUUUCAUUUUGCAUUGUUAACAAAAAUUUGUCAUGCUUUUUUUUGCAUUCAGUGUUUUGCAUCACAAUGGCUCAAAACCGGAAUUAGUUACAUAAAAAGAAUGAAUGUAAAAUUUAAAGCAAGAUUUCCAUAAACAAAAAUGUUUGAGAUUUUGCGAUCUAGAUAUACAUACUGCAUCCAAUUAAACGAUAAAACAAAA